AUGGCCAGUAGUCGCGUCGCUCCCCUUCCCUCGCCAAUCUACCACCGCAACCCACCGCGAUCUCGAUCUCCGAAUCGACCGAUCCCCGAUUAUGAACAUACCGAUCCCCUCCUCGGGAGUCUUUCACCCGAGUCGACUCUCCAAGCGCUCACCUCCACCAAUGCCGUCCCCAAAAACGAACGAGUCGCCCAUGAUAUCCUGUCCAGAAGUAUCGCUCAGGUCUCCCCAGCGGAAAGAGCCCUCGCAAUUCGCGCAGCAGUUGUCGCUCAGAAAUUGAACCGGUGGUACAAGGAACUCCAGUCAUGGAAUUGGCCGAAACAGACCGGUGAUGAGAAGGGAUUGGGCUUCAUCCCUCCGUCCGAUGCGACCGACGAGGAUUACUACGGUAGCCUGCCCGCCGCCGUGGUAGAGGAACACGAGAAGCGCAUUGAGGAAAUCCGAGACGAAUUGGACGUGCUAGAUAUGGACGAGCUCAAAGAGCACGUUCUCAAUGCCCACAUUCCGGCCCGGUCUCGGCCCUCGUCAGCCAACAGUAGCUUAUCCGUCCCUCCUCAACUGUCUUACGUCCAGUUAAGCGAUUUCACUGCCGUCAUCACUGCCACUAUUCUCCGAGCUCUGCCUCUUCUAUCGCGCCUAACGACCUUGCUCUCAAUUUGGGACGUUCGUCUCUUGGUUCUGCGACAGAUUCCCGUUUUGCUUCGCAGCUUGCGCCUCGCCCGCUCUGAGUUGGAGGCUGCCUUGAACCUCUUAAAGUCUUCCGAUCCUCCUAGCGAGAAGGAUCCGUUGUUUUCCCGGUCCAACUAUCAUGCGAAGCGCUCCCAAUUGGAAGCCACUGUUGUGUCGGCUGGCCGAAGAUUGGAUUGCGUGCUUGACGCCUUGGACGAGUGCGAAGAUUCUAUUCCCGACAGCUGGAUCGAUGAUCUUGAAGGUAUCGAAUCAGAGUUUGGCUCUUGGACCAUGCAAGCAGAACAACGUACCGUUGAGAACGAGUGGCAGCGCAUGACGUUUAUCUCGAAGACCAGCAUCAACCUCGACAUAGAAAACGACGUGUCCAAACAAUUGUCUAGUGAUUCUCCUCGCAACGAGGACCACUCUCACGGAUCGUCUGCUCCCGUUGUACAGACAUCUCACACUUUCCCUAUGGAAACCAUCGACGAAGAAGAACUCAAUACUCCUGUGGAGGCCGCGCCUCCUUAUCAAGGAACGAGUUGCCAGGAAGAUACGAGUUUACCAUCGGUCAUCGAAGUGGCUCCCUUGAGCCUGGAUUGUACGGCUUCACCUGCGCUUUCGGAAGCGACCAACAUCCCCGCUGAGUUUGUUUCCAGCAAUGCGACCCCCAACGUUUCCCAAACUUCCAUUGAUUCAACAUCUCGUCCUGUCACACUUGCCUCUUCUACGACUAGCGUCGAACAGGAGGAGGAUGUUCAUGCGUUUGGAACACAACUACCUACCUCUCCUGAUGCGGUGGGCUCGGAUGAAAAGCCCUGCAUGCAAAGUCCCGAGAACUCCCUUGGCAACGAAAUGCCUCAUAAUGAAGCAAUUCGCGCUCAAGAUACAUCCGACCGUCUUGACGUACAGCCAGUCAAUCCUGGUACGGAAGAGCAAAAAUCUCUAGCUUGCGAGGAGGUUUCUUCGGACCAAGAAAUCCAUCCCUGCAAACAGGAAAUCGAGCGCGUCUCAGAGGAACCGGAUAAGCUUCUACCAACCAUCGAACCAGACAUGCCUUCGGCUGCAGAAGAGAUCGGCCAUCCAUGCCCCACGCAUAAAUCUUCUAGUCUAACUCUUCCAGAAGAUAGCCUACAGCCACCAAGCAGCCCGCAGACAGACACUGGGAGCGUAAUCAUACGGCGGCCCAAGAAUUUAUCCAUGUCCCCCCAUGUGCAAGGGGUAGACACCCCCAAAAUUGAAGAGGACUCUUCACCUUCCACCACAAACUUGAAACCCUACGAUCAACACUGUGAAAAUCUACCGCCGUCAUCGAAUCUGGAUGAAGAAUCCGCAUUGACCAAUCAGAUUGGUCAGAACGACCUGGCCGAGGUGCCGACAACAAAGCCACCCAGUGGUACAAACUCGAUUUCCGCCUUCAGCUCUGAUUCCCCCGGAACUUCAGCAAAGUCGGUAGUUGCAAGCAGUGACGAAGAGCUCCCACCCCGGACUUCUUCUCUAACGCUGAAGGAAGCUACGGACGAUCCGACUCCCAAAAAGCCUCUUGAAAGUCCGAUCAAAUUGUCCAAGACUCGACCGGGUCCUCUGAUCUUUGAGCCAGAGCACGCAGACUCUCGCCACAGGCGCAGGUCGAUUGCUUCUUCUAUCUCGGACUAUCCUUCGCUUGUAUCAAGCCCGGAGAGGCGUGGACCGCACGAAUCCUCAUCUAACGGAACUCCUUUGCUUCUUGAAACCCCCCCACCCUUCCAGGCCGGCUACCAGUCAUCUGAUCCUGUAGCACCCGGUAGCGACCAUACGCUGCGAGAAGACCGCCUCUUCCGCCUUGAUAGUCAGAAGGCUUCUCCGCAUACGGAUUUCGCUCACAACCGAAAUCUCAGUCUUCCCUUGCAGCGCUUCAUCAAUGAAAGGUUAGAGUUAACCUUUGGAGACGAGAGCAGCAGGGAACCUGAAGGCACUGCAACUACCGGUAGGCCCAAGGAAGUGUUUCCUAGCCUACACUCUGGCCCGAAGAAAUCCUCUUUAACGCCUCAAGCCGCUGCAUCUUCGAUCUCGACCAAAACAACGCGACGUUCUGCCACUCAGUCACCCGAGGUCACUCGUGGUGGGAACCCCAAACAGGGGACAGAUGGCAUUGCAAAGACGCUGCGUGAAGCUUGGGAGCAUACUAAGAACGCUAGCCCAACAGCAUCGGUCCCCAAGGCCCCGGCAGCGCCCCUAGAACAUUCAAACACAACGCGUCUGAAGAGACAGUUGACCUCACAUCCUAGUCUUGAAAGCAUCGGAGCAUACCGAUCGGAAGCUCGAUCUAAUGAUGACUCUUCAUCCAUCCCAGCCUUCCUCAAGACUGCGUCGCGGGCGUCAACCCCAACCCCGCAGAUGAGAAAGCCCAAGGACUAUUUGGAUGAAAAGAUUUCCUCUAUCCUGACUGCCCUCGAUGCGCAGAUUCACCUAGUGUCUGCGGACGCCCAUGAACACGAUGGACAUUCGACAUCAUCUUACCCAUUGAAACAAAGGGAGCGCUUUCGCUCUGUCUCUCCUCAGGGCUCGCCAGCUCGUAGUGGCACACCUACUCCGUCAUUGACCAUCACCCCCGCCGUUUCCCGCCGGCGCUAUUCCCAUGCACACGCUCCAGAGGAGAGUUCCGUGAAGCUCUACCAUCUGCACCGGGGUGGCAAGUCGGCCCCCACCAAGCUGUUCGUCCGGUCAGUGGGCGAGAACGGCGAGCGCGUCAUGGUUCGUGUUGGUGGUGGAUGGGCAGAUUUCGCAGAGUACCUGAGAGAAUUCGCCGUCCAUCACGGACGCCGACAUGUUUCAGACACGCCUCUGGUUGAGGUCCAGGAGCUUUCUCGCACCUCGCCUCCGUCUCCACCUAGAAAUAAAUUGGCGCCCACUGCCAGCGGACGGAGAACCCCGUCACGACCGCCUUCUGUCCUCAGUAACCGGCCAGGGUCAUCAUUAGCUGUCCGCAAAACCCGACGGACCUCCAACGUGUCGGAUAUGACCGAGUUCCGCUCUUCCAACCCUGGCGACGUACUGAGUACUUCGUAUUCGCCCAUGUCAACUGUCUCCUCGCGACGGCGACUGUCAACGUCGUCCAACGCCUCGAUGGGCGCGUUCUCAGCAAGCGAGUUCCGGCAUGGGUCUUCGUAUUCUCCCACGAACACCGCCGCAGGCAAUGUUAACCACACGGUUCCCCUCGGUCUCGCAGGGCCGCGUCCCAGGCACGUCUCGAUCAGCGCCGAGAGCGAGGCAUGGGUGGAAGACGUACUCGGACAAGCUCGAAGGAGCUCAUCCCUGCGCCCUUACACUUACGGCCUCGCGCCCCAGGAGCCGGAGCCCGCUCCCGAAAAGGCGCCCCCUCCCGUGAUUUCGAAAUCCCGGAGUAUCAGCGACCUGGGAACCGUCGGCUCCAGCCGACGCAUCGCUCUGCGCGGACUUGGAAGACGUUAA
Molecule: messenger RNA, 4116 nt
Organism: Aspergillus uvarum CBS 121591
Lineage: Eukaryota; Fungi; Ascomycota; Eurotiomycetes; Eurotiales; Aspergillaceae
Product: GAS2 domain protein
Exons: 1
Coding region: 1-4116 (1371 amino acids)
Molecular function (GO): microtubule binding
Source: RefSeq, a predicted model, not a curated record